AUGGCAAAGAAGGGAGGUAAUAGUAAAGCUGAAGCUGCCAACGCCAAAAAGGCAGCCAACAAAGCCGAAAAAGACAAGCAAAAGUCUGCUGCUGCUGAAGCCGCUGAAGCUGAUAAAUGGUCUCAAGGUGCCAAAGGAAGCAAAAAGAAAGAAGACACCGAAGCUAAAAAGGCAGCUGCAGCUGCGAAGAAGGCCGAGAAUGCUAAACUUUUGGCUGAAGAAGAAAAAGAAUUCAAAAAGAAGCCUACUAUGAAAGGUGUCGACAAAAAAGCUGCUCAAAAAUCAGCCAAAGUCGAUGCUGCUGGCCAUGCUCGUCGCGUUAUUCCCGAGUUCUCGGCUACUGGUAUUGAUGAUGCCCUUGAUCUCUUGUCACUCGACAGUGGAUCUGUCAAAGCCAAGGACAUUGAAAAGCAUCCUGAACGUCGUUUCAAGGCUGCUUUUGCCGCUUUUGAGGAACGCGAAUUGCCUCGCUUCAAGGCCGAAAACCCUGGUUUGCGUUUGAGUCAAUUAAAGGAAUUGAUCUACAAGGCUUUCCAAAAGUCUCCCGAGAAUCCUUUCAACCAAGCUAAUGUGAUUGCAUACAAUGCUACACAAGAUGAAGCACAGGCUAUGAAGGCUAACAAAAACAAGGCUAUUGAAGAUCGUCUUCGUACCAAUUAG
Messenger RNA from Gilbertella persicaria, 660 nucleotides. RefSeq lists its product as uncharacterized. Gene Ontology annotation, cellular component: nucleus. Gene Ontology annotation, biological process: transcription by RNA polymerase II. Gene Ontology annotation, molecular function: transcription coactivator activity. Bases 1 to 660 code for a protein of 219 amino acids. The record is from RefSeq and is a predicted model, not a curated record. The transcript is spliced from 5 exons. NCBI's taxonomy places the organism in Eukaryota, Fungi, Mucoromycota, Mucoromycetes, Mucorales, Choanephoraceae.